This is a messenger RNA of Silurus meridionalis, 4101 nucleotides long. It is a transcript of the gene vgf, whose product is annotated as VGF nerve growth factor inducible. The record is from RefSeq and is a predicted model, not a curated record. The transcript has 2 exons. Gene Ontology annotation, molecular function: neuropeptide hormone activity. The coding region runs from base 386 to 2341 and encodes 651 amino acids. NCBI's taxonomy places the organism in Eukaryota, Metazoa, Chordata, Actinopteri, Siluriformes, Siluridae.
UAGCGAGCGCCCGGGCUUAGAGCCACACCGAAAUUCUUAUCAAUGGACUGCUGACGUCAAUGAACAGCGGUGACGCGCGGUCACGUGGGAUCGAGGGGGCCGAAAUAUAAACAUGAGGAGCUGCCCGUGGUUCUGAAAAUAUCUACAGCGCCGUCACGAAGACGCGAAAGCUAAGGCGUGACCACACGGGUCUUAUGCCGUUUCAUUCAGCAAGUUUAAUAUAAGCUAUACAUUUAUUUGCUUUAAAAAAGAAAGCAUAUGUAUUAGAAAAGAGAGAGAAGACAGCGUCCAAUCGCGAAGUUCGGAGAACAAAGAGCAAAAGUGCGUCGGACCACGUCACGCCUGGGAUCCCGGUGCAUCACCUUUUUCCUCACUCCUAAUCUGCAUGGUCAUGAUUCGCUGCCAACAAGUCUCUAGAGCUCCAGUUGUGCUUCUAUUCUUCCUCUUCAGUCUUACAUUUGAGCCUACAAGCAGCCUCCCUGUGAUUGAACAUAAAGUGGGCAAUCAAUAUGAACCCUCCUCUCCUAAACCUGCAGAGGCACAGACCGAUACUGGAGAUGUUCUUCCAGGGAUACAGAAUGAAGGGGAGGAUGAGCUUUUCAAAGAUGUUGACCCAAAAACCCUAGCAGCAGUCCUCUUAGAAGCCCUAAACAAGCCCCAGGAGGAAAUUGGUAAACAAGAGGUGGUUGGGGGUAAGAAGAACAAGGCAGAGGAGGACAGUAAGACCCAGAGUUUGGAUAGAGAGAGAAAUGAAGAGGAGGACCUGGAAAUGGUGCGAGCAGCUGUCGAGACAAGGAAUAGAGAAGAAAGAGAAAGGGAACUGGAUGAGGAGAGGAAGAGGGAGGAGGAGGAAGAAGAACGCCUCACAGAAAAGGUAACCAGUCACACAACCAGUCUAACAGUGCCUGUAAAGGAACAUCAAGCAGUUGAAAAGGAGAUGGCAAGCAAAGAAGAGCAGCACGAAGCAGAGGAAGCCACUGAGGGAGAAAAAGAUGAGCAACUGAGUCCAGAGGAGCUGAAGAGUCUAGAAACCAUGUUAGAAGAAUUUCAGAGCUACAGUACAGCCAUGAAAAGAGAACAUGAUUCAGUAUCCUACCAAAGAGAGAGUCGUGGUGAUUACUUUGACUAUCUGGAUCGUAAUGGCCUCAUGAACAAUGCGAUCAAGCCCAAACCUAAGGGUUAUGACUUGGCUCUGUCUAAGAAAAAACUUAAGUGGCAGGAAGAGCAGGAAAGGAAUAAGAAUCGCCCACUGUAUAAGGGAGGUAAUUUCAUGGAUGAUUUUAAUAAUAAUAUUGAAGACCAAAAAGAGGAAAAUGGAGAGGAUGAAGAGGAACUGUUAAGUCCAGAAGAGGAAGAAGCUAGGGCUAAAGCCGAACAGGAAGAAGUGCGCAGACAGGCAGCUGAGGCCCAGAGAGCCAAGGCAGAGGAAGAGAAGCUUGCAGAUAUUGCAUCAGACAUGAUCUUGCAAUACAUGGUCAAGCAAGAUGGGAAGAAAUACCGAAACAAUAAUGCUGCAGAAGACAAACGCUCAGAGGAAGAUGGUGCCAAUAAUGAUGAUGAUGAUGAUAUUGAUCCACAAACUAUUGACAAGUUGAUAGAGAUCUCCAGUAAGCUGCACUUGCCUGCUGAUGAUGUGGUAGAUAUAAUCAGUGAUGUGGAAAAGAAGAAAAAAAAAGAUGCCCCUUUAAGCCUGCAAUGGCAACGACCUCUUGUAUCUCCUUCUGCACCUGAUGUCCCAUCUACAGUUUUAAGAACAUCACCACCCUCAAAACCACCAAGGCCUAAUACUAAUUUGCUAAAAUCAUGGUUUAAGGACAGGGCCUCUAUUAAGCCCAGUCAGCAAGAUUUUUGGAUCAACAACAAGCAACAGUGGCCUUUUUGGACAUACCCCUCCUACCGGCGUUAUCAAAAGCCCUACAGUAAUUAUUACACAAUCUAUUUCCCACCUCCUAGGCCUAAACCACGUUACUAUGCCAGCCCUUCCUACUCCCUUAAUGAAAUACUGGGAAAUUCACUAGACUAUGAGUUUGACUACCCUCUCAAACAAAGGUCUCGUCCCUGGAAACCAAGUCGUCCAAGGUCUCCUCUGGCCUUCCGGAGAAACCUCUAUUUCCCUAACUACAUUGUCCCUCAUCCUCGGACUUUCAAAGCUGUACCUAUGCCCAAACCUCGUUCACCCCUGCGUCAUCGCCCUGCUUUCUAUUAUCCGCCCACAGCUUCUGUAGUUGCCCCACAGGAUGGCUUUUACAGCCAGUUGGAGCAGCCAGAGCCAGAUAGCAAUGAGAAGCUAGGGAACUUUAUCGAGAAGGUUUUCCUGAAACAUCCCAGAAUGUUUCAGUGAAGAUGUAGAUAAAGAGAAAGAAAAUAGAAAAUGUAGGUGAGCAAGAAGAGUAUAACUGUGAGACUGUUUUUUGCCAUACCACCAUAUUUUCUUUUUAAUUUCAGAAAUAAGUUUAUCCAGUUCGAUCUCCCUGUCCUUCACACUUUUUUUCUUAAAAAUGCCUGAAGACUGGUGACUGUUGCCAUUUUCAAUGGUGUUUCUCUGUUCCUCAUCUAUUCCCAUCCUCCCCUACAUGUACUUAUAGACAGUGGAAAUGAGGUGAAGAAAGGGUGAUUUUUCUAAAUUAUUUGGGGUACACACAUGACUUAAACACCCAACAACAGUCCUAAAAUAUGUAUACACUUCCAGAAGGCCUUUCAAAAAACAAAGGAAGACAAAAAUACAAUGGGACAUGUUUUAUAAGCCUUAUAUUUGAUUAUUGCUUAUCAUUUGUGCCAUUUAGGAGCCUUUUAAUCCAUGUAGUCAUUUUCUCUAAUCAUGAAAAAAAAUAUAAAAAAUAUUUAAAUUAAAAACCUUUAAAGAAUGCAUGCGUAAACACAUUUAAUCCAUGGAACUCAGUCAUGAUGAAAGUGCCAUAUUCUUUAGAAAUGUUUAGUUUAUUAAUUCAACAAAUGUCUGAAAUGUACACAGUAGUAUUCUGACACACUUAGUCCUGUACAUAGAAUUGUCUUUAGACUGACAUUUAAUUUUAUUUUUAAAGGGUUUUUAACAUUGUUUUUCUACACAGAUCAUUGAUAGCUGGUGCAAUGAAUGCUCAUACAUUCCAAAUAUUUAUUGAAACAAACAAAAAAAAGCUUUUUUCAUAUCAGCUGUUUUGACAACAGUUAUUAAUUGCCUUAUUUCCCUCUCAAGACUAGCAGCAUUUUUGUCAUUGAUGGAAUGGCAGACAUUUGAAGAAAAAUGAAUAUUAACUUCAACUCUCUAUGUAUUUAAUGGUAUAAUGAGAUUCAUAUUUAUGAGGUGUCAAUGCAACAACAAAACACCAUGCACAUUCCAAAUUACCUAGUUCUCACUUUGCGUUUCUACAUUUAAAAAAAAGCAUUGACAAUCUUUUAACUGAAAUCACUCCUAAUUCCCGAAAUGUCCCUUGAAACCGAUGAUGAACAGUUACCUUUACACAAAAUGUUAGUAUAUGGUACCAAAAAAUUUUAUAAAGUCAGAAUAAUUAGUGCAGAACAAAGUGGAUAGAGCACAUAGAGUGCAUGAACACAUAGAGGCAUGUUAAACUAUGCUUUAGUGAUAUUAAAGGAACUGUGAACAAUUUUUCGCCACACAUAACUUCAAAAAGAAGUCAAACCAAAAAACUGUUAAACAGAUGAACAUAGUAAAAUGUUCACAAUGUAAGUACCCACACUGUGUGAUACCUUAAGAAUUGUAAGACAAUGAUAUGAAAAGAUAAGUAAAGGGGGAGGUGCUUGACAUUCUAAUUAAUUUAAGCAAGCUGUGGAUAGAUAAAUGAACGUAGAGGAACAAGUGUCUGCACGUUUAUGUGAACUUGCAUCUAAAAUGUGUUUUUCCUCCUUAAAGACAUUAAAGCAUUAAAAAAAGAAUAAAAAUACAAAAGACAAAUGUUUAGCAUACCAGAGGUUAAAAAAACUGUCAAGUCUUGUAUACGGAAAAUCAGCUGUUUGCCAGUUCUAGAUGUAUCUUGUAUGUACCUUAAUAAACAUGCGUUUGCUGGAUGUAAAUAAUCGCAUGUUGAUGACUAGUUUUGCUACACAGAGAUAAUUCAAUAAAAUUUACUAUUUUUUAAUAAUAUU